Anneissia japonica is the source of this 3824-nucleotide messenger RNA. RefSeq names its product influenza virus NS1A-binding protein homolog A-like. Gene Ontology annotation, molecular function: protein binding. The record is from RefSeq and is a predicted model, not a curated record. NCBI's taxonomy places the organism in Eukaryota, Metazoa, Echinodermata, Crinoidea, Comatulida, Comatulidae.
GAGAACGCUAUGUUGCCGUGGCAAUACUGAAUGGAAUCUUAAGCUCCAUCACAUUGUAUGAGAAGCCAACCACACCUCGGUCCUCACCAUCUCCCAGAAUGCACCGGAUAUUGUCCAUCGAAUCCGAAUGUUUACAUCCCAUGCUAGCCCAAAUGAAGUAUGCAAAAUCUGCCAUCGGAACAGCAGAAAUCAAUGGCAAACUCAUUGCACUGGGUGGUUACGAUCGUGGAGAAUGUAGAAAAACAGUUGAGAUUUAUGAUCCUGUGACCAAUCAGUGGGCCUCUUUAGCGCCGAUGACAUUACCACGGGGACGGUUUGAAGUAGGCGUUAUUCAUGGUAAGGUGUACGCUGUUGGCGGUUCCAAUGGUCAUGUAGAAUUGAAGCAAUGCGAAGUGUUUGACAUCGAUACAAAUAAGUGGACUCGUAUUGCAAAUAUACAGUCGGAAAGACACAGCUCAGGUGCUACGGUGUUGAAUGACAAGCUGUACGUUGUUGGUGGAACUAAUGGUGGUAAAGGACUAAGAACGUGCGAAGUGUACGAUCCUCAUACCAAUGCGUGGUCAUCCGUGGCACCCUUAGUCGAGGGCCGAUCGCAGGUUGCCGUGAUCGCUCUGCAAGGGAGGAUCUAUGCUGUCGGUGGGUCGGACUCGUGGUUGUGCCUCAAUUCCGUGGAAAUGUAUUGUCCAGAUGAUGAUGAAUGGCAAAUCAUAACUCACAUGAAAUCAAAUAGACGAGGAGCUGGUGUGUGUCAAUAUGAAGGAAAACUGUAUGUUAUGGGUGGCAGUGAUGGGUCGAAUGUGCUGAACACGGUAGAAUGUUAUGACCCUGAGAGUGACGAGUGGAGCACUUUAGCAAGCAUGGAGACACCUCGUGUCAACGUUGGCAUCGCUGUUGUCGCUGGAAAAUUCUACACGGUUGGCGGUUUUGAUGGAAAGAACUUUCUAAACACUGUUGAAUGCUACGACCCAGAAGUCAAUCAAUGGACAACGCACGCGACUCACAUCUUCCGUAAUCGAACACGCUACUCAACGCCAUCACCUCCGAGCUCUCCUGUAAAUGAGCUGAAUUUGUCCAUGUGAGAGUCAAACCAGCGGUCAUGGUAUUCGUGAAAGUGACAAAUAGAUAUAUAAGCGCAGACUGGUGUGAUUUAAUAACAGCAAAUAUAUGUAACACAAACUUGGCAUAUAUAUUACAUAGGUGAAUGAAAUGCAGUUUUCGUAGUUUAGAUAAGGAAUUUAUUUUAGGUUGAUGAUUGGCGAGAAGAUUUGUUAAUCAAUUUGUAGGAUUUGCCUUUGUAAUACCAGAUACUUGGUAGACUUCAUUGUUUAUAGUUGAUAUUUCAUGUUUCCUUGAUUGUUCUAGGAUUUCUCCCAUUGUUUAAAUUCACGUUUAUUGUCAGUUUUGUUGUUGGAAUGGAAUUGUGGAAUCGGUUUUCAGAUCUGUCGUAAACAUUGAUAUAUUAAGUAGAACAUAUCUAUUUCAUCGUUGAUGAAACUGCUUGUUUGGGAAUUUUUAAUUAUUUUUUGGUCAGUAGGAAAAUGUUAAUGUUUGAGUAUGGGUUAUUGCAAUAGGAACUAUAUUAUGGUUAUAAAAUAUACACUUGCAGAUCUUGGCUAGCAGUAAUCACUUGACGUUGUUGGUAUAACACAAAAAUCAUACACAGUGCGUUAAGUCUUUGAUUAGCUUAUACAAAAAUUUGUAUAAAAAAAUAUUCAUGUCGCAUUAAUAAUUUAAUGUCAUUGUUGGUGUUUUAAGGAAAAAGAUCAAUUUCGUAGUCAUGUUUUUUUACACAUGAUUGAUAUAGAAGAACUCUAUAGAUUUUUGAAAUAGUAACAAGCAUGGAUAAUACAGAGGUAUUUUGAACUACUCCCAUAUAUUUUUCAUAAUUUGUAGAUUUAAGUUUCAAAGAAGAUCAGCUGCAGAUUUUAUGCCUUGAUAGAAAACAAUCAAUUAAAUUUUGACAAUUUCUAAAUCAAUUGAAAAUAAAACUCUGAUUUAGUUAAAUGGAAUAAUUCCUCAUGUUGAUUUUUUUGCUCUGGACUUUACUGUCUUUCCAUUUGAGAUUAUAGAAUAUAUUUACUGAGCUUAGAAGUAGAAUAAAAUAUUUUCCUGUGCUUUUGUUCUCCAGACAAAUGUCUUUCCAUCAAGAAUAAGUUUUUAAAAUCCCUUAAUUUAAAAAAAAAAGUAUUGAUACAUUCCUUUUAAGCCUUUAUAUUGGAGACCUUCACAUGUUGGUGCUAGGGGUAAAGGUCAACUAUGAAAUUAACCCCUUCAUAAAAAGUAAAUUGAAAAGGUUUUUACUGGAAGAAAUUUUUCAAAAUGUGUGUAGUAUUAUAUGCAGAAUCUUUGUAAUAGGUUGUUGUUGUGGAAAGUGUGUGUAAUUGUAUUUUAAGGGGAAAUCUAAAAAACAACUAUUUUUUGUAAGACAGUUCAUUAAAGUUGUAUAUUAAUUAUGUAUAUCGUGUACAUUUGUUAUAAGAAAAAAUUAGCGCUGUUAAAAUGAAGUGCCCACUAAUAUGACAUACAUGUACACAUGGAAGGAGUCAUAUGAAGAAUUAUGCAAGUUUAAACCAACUCCCACGAUAAAAAUAAGAAAGCAGACCAAAACAAAAUAUAGUUCUUGGUGGGUGUGGCUCUCUUUUUUUUCUUUUGAAAUACCUAGAAGAAUAUAUGGGGUGGUGGAUGCAGGGGGUGCAUUGUAUUAAGGAAAAUAAUUCUUGUAUUGUUAAUAUGAACAUAGGCCUAGUACUGGUAAGAUUUUUAAUGAAGGUAUGAAACUGAGAGUGCAUUUUUCGGGCACCUAGAAGUCUAUAUUCUGAAAAUGUUCUCACCUUGGGCCCAACCAUGGUGGGGAUGAGGUGGUCUCGACUCUCAUGCACCCUCUACUGCCAAAUCCUGCAUCAACUCUGGAAUAUCAAACAUCGUAAUUAGCUAUCUGUGUGCCUAUGCCUGUGCAUUACGGGUUUGGCAAUCUUCAGUAAGAAGAAUAAAGGAGCCACAGUUUCCUCUCAGAUGAGAAACGGAUUUGUAUUUGUGUUUGGAAGGUAAACCAUCGAAAGAGACAGUUUUUUGUAUUAAAGAUUAAAGUAAACGGUAGAGGUGGUCACAAACUGUUCCAUCAAUGCCACCAGAAUCGCAGUUUGUGAAAGCAUAAAGCAACCCUUUCAUAACUGUCAGCCUUCAUAAGAUGUGUAGUUGUCUGCAGGCAGAUAUGACAGAAAAAAUAAAGAAAGAUGUAAUAUAGGUUUAUUCUUGCAUGCCUGAGAUGAGUCUGGGAAAGUAUGCACUUAAUUGAGGGUUUUUUUGUUUGUUUUUUUAUUUGUACAGUAUUAUGAUUUGUAACUUACUGGUUGCCAUGUUUUUCAUUUACACUGGUUUGUUUUGAUGUGAAUGCAUUUAUGUUUGUUGCUUUUUUAUUAAUUUUUUUUUUGUACAGAGUGUAAUUUUUUUGAUUGAAAUUAAUAAUCAGAAAUGUCAAGAAGAAUUUGUUAGGUGCUUGUUGAAUUUCUUGUGCAUUUCAAUUACAGUACAUUUAUCAACAGUCCGAAAACCCUAUCCUUUACAACUUCUGAAUUUUAAAAAAAAAUUUUUAAUAAAUAUAUUUGAUUUUGAUUUUGACUUGUUUGCAUGUUGCAUUAUUAAAAGAUUGAUGCAAUUUUUAAUUGGUUUUUGUUCUUUGAGCAAAUAAGGUGAUCAAAAGAUUUGAAAACCUCUCAGACAUGGUUCAUCUGUUGCUUGUCUUCAACUGAUCUUUAAACCUGUGGUAGUAUACGUUACUCAAAGACUGAAUGAAUUCAGAAAGUGUAAUUCCAGGCUGUUAGGAA